Messenger RNA from Beta vulgaris subsp. vulgaris (sugar beet), 2450 nucleotides. RefSeq names its product probable anion transporter 5. The record is from RefSeq and is a predicted model, not a curated record. NCBI's taxonomy places the organism in Eukaryota, Viridiplantae, Streptophyta, Magnoliopsida, Caryophyllales, Amaranthaceae. The transcript has 3 exons. Gene Ontology annotation, biological process: transmembrane transport. Gene Ontology annotation, molecular function: transmembrane transporter activity. Bases 981 to 2309 code for a protein of 442 amino acids.
CUUGGAAAUAUGUUUUUUUUUACUGGUUUCGUUCUUCUUGCUAAUCAAGAAAAUGUAUUUGCUUGAACUGAAUCAAAUAUUGUUCCAGUUUUUAGGAUUUUAUAGUGUAUAUUUUUUCUUCUUCUUUUGGAUUUGAGCUUUUGCUACAUUACUACUUGUGCUAUGUUACUGCAUUGUAAAUAUUAUUGUAGUUAUUUUCAUAAUGUCAUGGUAUGCAACUUGAAUUUCAUGUUUUUUUUGUAAUUGAAACGUUACCCGAAAUUACUUCAGUUAGUUAAUAUAACGGUUAGGUUAGUGAUGAUGAUGUAUUGAGUUUGGUAUGUAAUGAGCAUUGCUAUAAUUUGGGGUGCUCAAUUGAGGUCAAGGAGAAAGAAUUGGAAAAAAUUAGGUUAGUGAUGAUGAUGUAUUGGGUUUGGUAUGUAAUUUGCAUUGCUAUAAUUUGGGGUGCUCAAUUGAGGUCAAGGAGAAAGAAUUAGUACAAUCAAGAAUGUUAAUAAGAGAGAGAGAGUGAUGUGAGCUGCAGAAAUGAACUUCGGGCUCAUUCACAUACAUUUGGUAUCAUUUCUGAAAAGGUCAGAGAUGUGGGAGGUUUAAGUGGAACUAGAAAUAUGUCUCUUCGGGAGACAGUCGCUUUGUCUUGAUACACAUUAAGCCUACUCCAAUAUCCGAUGAUUUUGAAGAUGAGAGGUGGAAACCGUUUGAGAUUCUUGGAUGGCACUUACAUUUAUGUAAGAGUCCUUUUGAGAAUGGAGAAAGUAUCGAAUAACAAAAGGGCGUAUAAUGCUCAGGCUUUCCCUCGAUUCCUCAACGUUGGAUGUCCCGAUGGUUGUUAUGGUUGAAAGUGAUCCGAAUAUUUUGAAUGGAAGUUUGAACUGUCAAUUGCCAUCACUAUAAGUCCGAGUUAUUGCAAUUUUGGUUUGAAAGAUUACAAGAGACGGCUAGUCAUUUUGUUUUUGUACAGUUACCGUGAAGUGUGAAUUAUGCAAGAAAAGAAGUUCCCGAAGCGAUACUUGAUUGUACUUCUAACAUUCAUAUGUACGUCAGUAUGCUACAUAGAGCGGGUGGGAUUCUCAAUAGCCUAUACAAUCGCUGCAGAUGCUGCUGGUGUUAAUCAAUCAAGCAAAGGCACAAUACUUUCUACUUUCUACUACGGGUAUGCGUCUUCACAAGUACCUGGAGGAUGGGCAGCUCAGAAAAUAGGUGGUCGGCGUGUCCUUCUGUUUUCAUUUAUCUUAUGGUCUCUGACUUGUGCUCUAGUCCCACUGGAUCCCAAUCGAGUUUUUAUGUUGGUUAUUGCACGCCUCCUUGUUGGUGUAGCUCAAGGAUUUAUCUUCCCUUCGAUUCACACAGUUCUGGCACAGUGGGUUCCUCCUCAUGAAAGAUCUAGAUCUGUUUCUCUUACGACAUCUGGGAUGUACCUAGGUGCAGCUGCAGGAAUGCUUCUGCUUCCGAGUUUGGUGAAUUUUAAAGGGCCCCAAUCCGUUUUUGUAGCCGAAGCAGCACUAGGAGCCAUGUGGUCUGUGCUUUGGUUUAAAUAUGCAUCUGACCCUCCUCGAUCGGAGCACCCCAAAGCUGCUGCUGCUGGUUUUGGAGAGAACUUAUUGCCUGUUAAAGGGAGUCACAAGUUGAAAGUGGAGAAUGGAGGCAGCUCAGCAAAAACCUCAAAUAUACCUUGGAAGAAAAUUCUUGUCAGCUUACCAGUCUGGGCUAUUGUCGUCAACAAUUUUACAUUCCAUUAUGCAUUGUAUGUACUUAUGAAUUGGUUACCGACAUAUUUUGAGCAAGGCUUACAGCUUAGUCUUCAAGAAAUGGGUUCUUCGAAAAUGAUGCCAUACCUCAACAUGUUUCUAUUCUCAAAUAUUGGCGGGGUGGUUGCUGAUUAUCUUGUCACUAGGAAGCUUAUGUCUAUAACUUGGACGAGGAAGCUCUUAAAUACCAUAGGAUUUGUUGUUGCGUCUCUAGCGCUGAUGGCAUUACCCCUGUUUAGAACCCCUGGUGGGGCAAUCUUCUGUUCUUCUGUGGCACUUGGCUUCUUGGCCCUUGGAAGAGCUGGGUUUGCCGUGAAUCAUAUGGAUAUAGCUCCAAGGUAUGCUGGAAUCGUGAUGGGAGUUUCAAAUACAGCAGGUACUCUAGCUGGUAUUGUUGGUGUUGAGCUUACAGGCCAGCUUCUCGAAGCUGCAAAAGCUGCUAACUAUGACAUCUCUAGCCCAGAAAGCUGGAGACCGGUAUUCGUUAUUCCUGGUCUUUUGUGUAUUUUAAGUUCAGUGGUAUUCAUGCUUUUUUCGACUGGGGAGAGAAUUUUUGACUGAGUUAGAUAGAUAGGUAACCAUUCAUACAUUGUUCCACUAAAUUUUUGCAAAAUAUAAUGAUAGAACUUGAUAUAUUCCUUCAAUGAAUACAUGUAACAGUAUGCAUAUUUUAUGUUUAUGUGUAGCAAUUUUUUGUUGUUA